Molecule: messenger RNA, 5443 nt
Organism: Lagenorhynchus albirostris (white-beaked dolphin)
Lineage: Eukaryota; Metazoa; Chordata; Mammalia; Artiodactyla; Delphinidae
Gene: UBASH3B
Product: ubiquitin associated and SH3 domain containing B
Exons: 14
Coding region: 363-2312 (649 amino acids)
Biological process (GO): regulation of osteoclast differentiation; negative regulation of bone resorption; regulation of release of sequestered calcium ion into cytosol
Cellular component (GO): cytoplasm
Molecular function (GO): protein binding; protein tyrosine phosphatase activity
Source: RefSeq, a predicted model, not a curated record
CCCACAAGGCUCCUUUUCCUUUUUGAUCCAUUCAAAAAUUACUCAGUGCAAAUUCCCGGACUGCUGGGAGCGGAGAAGGAGAGGGGCGGAGGAGAGAGGGCUGCUGCGGGCGCCGUGCAGGGGGCACCCGGGCCCCGAGGGGCUGACGGCCGGUCGGGGAGAAGCCGCUUGCGGCGGGCCGUUCUGGCUCCGGUGGCCUCACCAGGAAGCGUCAGUCUCGACACCGGGGAAGCUCCGAGCGCCGCCGCCGCCUCCCUCCCGGCACCGGGUCCCCGAGCCCCCGCCCCGGCUCCGGGCCAGUCCUCCGCCCUCCGGGACCCUCCGGCUUGGGCGCCUUCCCGGGCGAUGGCUGGCCGCUGAGCAUGGCUCAGUACGGCCACCCCAGCCCGCUCGGCAUGGCUGCGAGAGAGGAGCUGUACAGCAAAGUCACCCCGCGGAGGAACCGCCAGCAGCGCCCCGGCACCAUCAAGCAUGGAUCGGCGCUGGACGUGCUCCUGUCCAUGGGGUUCCCCAGAGCCCGCGCACAAAAAGCCUUGGCAUCCACAGGAGGAAGAAGUGUUCAGGCAGCAUGUGACUGGUUGUUCUCCCACGUCGGUGACCCCUUCCUGGAUGACCCCCUGCCCCGGGAGUACGUCCUCUACCUCCGCCCCACCGGCCCCUUAGCGCAGAAGCUUUCCGACUUCUGGCAGCAGUCGAAACAGAUCUGCGGCAAGAACAAGGCGCACAACAUCUUCCCUCACAUCACCCUCUGCCAGUUCUUCAUGUGUGAGGACAGCAAGGUGGACGCCUUGGGGGAAGCCCUGCAGACCACCGUCAGUCGCUGGAAAUGUAAGUUCUCAGCCCCGCUGCCCCUGGAGCUCUAUACCUCCUCCAACUUCAUCGGCCUCUUCGUGAAGGAAGACAGCGCAGAGGUCCUCAAGAAGUUUGCCGCCGACUUUGCUGCGGAGGCUGCCUCCAAAACCGAAGUGCACGUGGAGCCUCAUAAGAAGCAGCUGCACGUGACCCUGGCUUACCACUUCCAAGCCAGCCAGCUGCCCACCCUAGAGAAACUCGCCCAGAACAUUGAUGUCAAACUCGGGUGCGACUGGGUGGCGACCAUAUUCUCCCGGGAUAUCCGAUUUGCUAACCACGAGACGUUACAGGUGAUCUACCCCUACACCCCGCAGAACGACGAUGAGCUGGAGCUGGUCCCUGGGGACUUCAUCUUCAUGUCGCCCAUGGAGCAGACCAGCACCAGCGAGGGCUGGAUCUACGGCACGUCCCUAACCACAGGCUGCUCCGGACUCCUGCCUGAGAACUACAUCACCAAGGCUGACGAGUGCAGCACCUGGAUAUUUCAUGGUUCUUACUCGAUCUUAAAUACAUCAUCUUCCAAUGCGCUCUCAUUUGGGGAUGGCAUCCUGGAGAGGCGGCAGUAUGAGGACCAGGGCCUGGGGGAUACGACGCCCCUGACCGUCAUCUGCCAGCCCACCCAGCCUCUGAGGAUCAGCGGCCAGCCUGGCCCUCAGAAGAGAUGCCUCUUUGUGUGUCGGCACGGUGAGAGGAUGGAUGUUGUUUUUGGGAAGUACUGGCUAUCCCAGUGCUUCGACGCCAAAGGUCGCUACGUACGCACUAACCUGAACAUGCCUCAUAGCUUACCUCAGCGGAGUGGCGGUUUCCGAGAUUACGAGAAAGAUGCUCCAAUCACCGUGUUCGGAUGUAUGCAAGCCAGACUCGUGGGUGAAGCCUUAUUAGAGAGUAACACCAUCAUUGACCACGUCUACUGCUCCCCGUCCCUGCGCUGUGUGCAGACUGCGUACAACAUCUUGAAAGGUUUACAACAAGAAAAUCACUUGAAGAUCCGCGUAGAGCCUGGUUUAUUUGAGUGGACAAAAUGGGUUGCUGGGAACACACUACCUGCGUGGAUACCUCCAUCAGAGUUAGCUGCAGCCAACCUGAGUGUUGAUACAACCUACAGACCUCACAUUCCAGUCAGCAAAUUAGUGAUUUCAGAAUCCUAUGACACCUAUAUCAGUAGAAGUUUCCAAGUAACAAAGGAAAUAAUAAGUGAAUGUAAAAGUAAAGGAAAUAACAUCCUGAUUGUGGCCCACGCAUCUUCCCUUGAAGCGUGUACCUGCCAGCUUCAGGGCCUGUCACCUCAGAACUCCAAGGACUUUGUACAAAUGGUCCGAAAGAUCCCCUACUUGGGGUUUUGUUCCUGUGAAGAAUUAGGAGAAACUGGAAUCUGGCAACUGACAGACCCACCAAUCCUCCCUCUUACCCAUGGACCAACUGGGGGCUUCAACUGGAGAGAGACCCUGCUGCAAGAAUAACCGCACGAGCGGACAAGAAGACGUGAGGAAGGCUUUGGGAGAGUGUCUUUUUGUGUACUUAGUAACAGUGGGAAAGGCUGCACCACAUCCUAAGUGGACAGCUCAGAAUAAUUUAGCAUAUUUCCUUUCAGGCUUUAAUGUUCUUAGGAUGAGACCAUGUCAAGGAGAGAAAGACUUGAUUCAGGGAAAAAAAAUUCAUUCUCCCUGGACUCUUGCCUCGCUAACAAGGCUUUCAAGAAUUGUCUUCCUAUACAGGGGCACCUGCUACAGCAGAGGAUGUUUCUUCCCUUCCAUCUGUGCUAAGGAGCCUGGGUCCUCCCAAAGAGAGCUGCCAGCCCACUCUGAGGAAAGAUGCAGGAGAAUCCAGCUGGAGGGACACCAAGCUGCCAGUCCAGUGAUGGGCUUUUCUUUUCUUUUUAACUCCAUGUUCCAGUUAAAACCAAGCUGCAGAAUUCUUUUAAGGUGAUUAGAAAACAUGCGGCCUCCCAUCAAUUUCUACCCUCAGUAUGACCCACACACACACUAGUGCUGCUGGCUCAGGCCAUCUGCCGGACGACUCUAACCUUCACCUUGGUACCACCACAUCACAUUUUCUCUAGAGAAAAGCUGACUACAGCUUUGUGCUACUGUCCUACCCCCCUUGCUUCUAUCUAUCUGUGAAAUGGGGAGACAGCAUUUUUACUCUCCAAAAGCACUUUUGGAUAGUCAGGAGGAAGAUAAGAUAAACGUGUGAAGUAUUCAAUUGUAGGAGCAACGAACUUGCCAAAUAUAUCAAAGGAGUUCCUCGUGUCACAGCCUAACGAGCCACAGGACUUCUGAAUCACGGUGAUUCGCUCGUCUUCGCCCCGAGAGUCUAGACCAUGUUAACUGGUUAAGGAUGUUGACAUUUUCAGAUGUAUGUGAAAUACAUUCUUGGAGUCAGCAAGAAGCUCAUUCUUGUGCAAUAUGGACGUCGUUACAAACCAUACCAAGGGUCAGGUCAUUGUACGCUUACAGUACAUGUCAACCAUAACAGAACACCCACAAAUGCAUCCGUUACAUCCAGAGAUGUAUUAUGAAGUCAGGGAACUAACUUAAAUGAUGACAGUCACGACUGCACUGCUGCUUGUGCUGUCGUUUUUAUUUGUUUGUUUGUUUUGCUAUGGUAAUUUAAAAGAGGUAGGUAGGGCUACUUAAGGAAAGUUGGGAGAGCCACAUCCUGUGGUAUCUCGUCACCCUUGCUUCCUGAAUUUAGAGGGAGUUUAUUUAAAAGAAAAACAAAUGACAGUCAAACGAAAACAGGUAUCAAUGUCUAGUUAAUUGUGUGACUAGCUGACUGUUGACGGCAGCAGACAAUGGUCUGGCAUGGUAUAGUUCACUCUAGAAUAUAUGUGCAAAAUGAAAUCUCAGCCAUUUAAAGAGAACAUUCAUGUAAAACAAAUCAGUAUACAUUGUAGCAUUAAACAAGCUUCAGAACCCAAAGGAGAAAACAUAUGGGAUAUAAAAAUAAAUCUAUGCUCCUAUUUGAAACUAGAAUUUGAUGAUCCUUGAAAAGAAGAGGAAGUGAAAGGAUGCUGGCUAUGUAUGUUAAUCUGCAAGAGGAUUAUUGUGGAGUUUUUUUUUUAAGUCACUUAGAGAAAUAUGUCAUGAAUUUUAUAUUUUAAGAAACAAAUCUUGAUUUCUUCCAGCAUUGCACAAACACUGAUCCAGCUUCUGGGUCUAGAAAUAACUCUGUGCUGACAUGAUUGAUUAAUAUAAAAGUUUUCAUCUUAAACUGGGGGAAAUACUCAUAUUAAAGGUUUUAAGAGAAACGUCACAGUAUGGCCAGUGCAGUGUCACUGCCAGUCAUUCUUUUAUCUGUAAUUAGGUGAAUCCACUGUAAUCAGAUCUAUAAUGCUUAUUAGAUUCUCCACAAAUUUUCAUGGACUUUCAAUGCUCAGAAUAAUGCGCGAACAUCUCAUAUUCGAUUUCCUUGAAAAUUGUAGCAGUGUGUUCUGGACAGGGUCUGUACUUGUAUAGAACAAAGUUCAGAACAGGUUAUCCCUCUCUCCUUCUCCAUGAUCUUAAGCCUUUGAUGACCUGAUAGAUUGGUUUAGCUGGGCUACGGUCCAGUGUCCUUAGUCCAAUAGGGACAAAGCCUUAGGCCAUCAUCUGUGUGAGCAAAGGAAGGCAAAGAUCUGAAAUAAUCUUCUGAAUAAUUUAGGGUGGAAAACCUUGAGUCAAAGAGUUUAUUCCUCUGCUUUAUCCAGAUUGUUGAUCAAAAUGGCCUGAAUGAUCUGAAUUCUCAUGAAAUUCUCUUUUCACAUUUACCUAAUUAAAAAACUAAACUUGGACUCCAGUUGAGAAAUUCUUUGGAAACUGUGUUGAAUCUAUGUGUAAUAAAAGGAAGAGACAACUGUAUUACAUGAUUUCAUAUCCAUUUAAAGAUUCUAAAUUGCUAUUACAACUCGAAGUUCGGGCUGGUUUCUUUUGAACUGAGGCUGCUGCUUGUUAAAUGUUUUGGGGGGCUAGGAGAAAGAAGGAAAGUAGAAGGGAGGGAGAGGGGGAAGGAAGCAAGGGAGAAAGGAAGGAAAUGCCAGAUUGGAAGAAGCAAAUGGUUUCCUGUAGAGAGGAAAUUUUUUUUUUUAAUGUUGAAAGUUAUCUGAAAUAAACUGAGAUAAAAUUAACUAAAGGAUUUAAUCUGGGAUUGAAAGUCCAAAACAGUCUGCUGCCUGCACAAGUGUGCCACGUCAACCCGCUAAUGGCUCAGUAUUAUUCACAGAUAGACUUUGGUUUCAGUGAUUUUAAAAUGCCACGUCUAUUCCUUUGUGGACUAGAAUAAUUGGCACAUUUUAAUGCACAAGCUGGGGGUUUCAUUUUCCCAGGCUCCCUCUCCAUCACUGCAAUGGUAGCUGGGAGCUUAUUGCUUCACCCCAGCAAGGAGUUCAGAAUACAGUGUUUUCCAUUACAUUUAGAUUCAUAGAAUCUGAAUGGCUGAUUAAAUGGCCAUCUGAUGGCUGAAAGAGGGGGGUAUUUUUCACCCUGUAUUGAAAGGCUUGGGGGAGUCUCUAGUUUUUAUUUUAAUUAUACUUUAACCAAAGAAUUCUUUUAAAGUAACCUUAUAUUUGAAAGACAAUUUUGCAAAAAAUGAAAAUAAUAAAAAAUAAAAAAUA